Plenodomus lingam JN3 is the source of this 1860-nucleotide messenger RNA. RefSeq lists its product as uncharacterized. The record is from RefSeq and is a predicted model, not a curated record. Gene Ontology annotation, molecular function: microtubule motor activity; ATP binding; microtubule binding. Gene Ontology annotation, biological process: microtubule-based movement. Lineage: Eukaryota; Fungi; Ascomycota; Dothideomycetes; Pleosporales; Leptosphaeriaceae.
AUGCACCUUCUGUACAUUUCGCGGUCGCGACAGCUCCUUCAUCAUUGCUAUCUGUUGUUGGACGAGAUCAUAGCUGAGCCAAUGUACUCUGGACUCCACACCACCGCUUCAGCGCCCUCGAUGCGCGCCGUCGAGCCGUUUUCCAUCAUGUCCACACCGCUCGUCAACGACGACCCCGGCAAUGUCAAGGUCGUGGUGCGAUGCCGAGCGUUUGUGCCCAGAGAAAAGGAAAAGGGAACUCGAUGUCUUAUUCGAAUGGACCCAGCGACCCAGAAGACGACGCUGUAUGCACCCGAUGAAGAGGACGGCAACUCGCGGCGAGUCUAUGAAGACAAAGAGUUUACCUUUGACAAGUCAUACUGGUCGCACGACGAGUCUGACCCGCACUACGCCCACCAAGAAGACGUCUACCGGUCGUUUGGCGAGGAGUUUUUGGAUCACAACUUUGCAGGAUACCACACAUGUAUCUUUGCAUAUGGCCAGACGGGCUCAGGCAAGAGUUACACCAUGAUGGGCACUCCAGACAAUCCGGGGUUGAUUCCACGCACGUGCCAAGAGCUGUUCGACCGCAUUGCCCAUGAACCCUCACCCAACACAAAUUACCAUGUUCAGGUCUCGUAUUUUGAGGUUUACAAUGAGCACGUUCGGGAUCUUCUAACCCCAAGAACCGUUCCGCCAAUCUACCUCAAGAUCCGCGAGAGUCAAAAGGACGGCGUGUAUGUACAAGGUCUGACGGAGGCUGAAGUCCGGAGCUACGCCGACGUCGAGCGCUUAAUGAAGAUCGGUGACAUGAGCCGAACAACAGCGUCCACCAAGAUGAACGACACCUCGUCACGCUCUCACGCCGUCUUCACAAUCCGCCUCAAGCAAAUCACGCACUCACUGCUCUCUGACGAGACUGUCGAACGUACAGCACGCAUGCGCCUUGUCGAUCUUGCGGGCUCUGAGCGGGCGAAGUCAACAGAAGCCACAGGCCAGCGACUAAAGGAAGGAGGACAGAUCAACAAGUCCCUCACAACACUGGGCCGAGUCAUCGCUGCCCUUGCAGAUCCUCGACGGCAGACAAAAGGCCGGCGACCACGAGAGGUUGUGCCAUACCGUGAUUCGGUCCUAACAUGGCUUCUCAAGGAUUCGCUCGGUGGUAACAGUAAGACGGCCAUGGUUGCCUGUAUUGCACCUGCCGACUACGAAGAGACAUUAUCAACGCUGCGCUACGCAGACCAAGCGAAGCGAAUCCGCACCCGCGCCUCGGUCAACCAGGAUUGCAUGUCUGCUGCCCAGCGAGAUGCGGAGCUUCAGGAGAUGGCCGAGCAGAUCCGCAGUCUGCAAGUCAGCGUUAACGCAGCCAGCCAACGUAAGCGUGAAGAAGCGACUGAGCUGGAGGAGUAUCAGAGACAAGUCGCUUUGAUGCAGCGACUGAUGGAAGAGAACCGUCAAGUCUCCGCUGCAAAGAUUAAGGCUUUGAGUUCCGAGGUUGAAGAACUUCGUCCGCUCAAUGCUGCACUCCGCGCUGAGAUCGAUUCGCUGCGCCGCCAUCUUGCGCUUGCAGUAGGAGAGCUCAAGAACCCCAUCGUGCUACCGCCGCCUCGAUCCCUUGGUACGCCUGAUUUUGAGCAAGGCGAUUGGCUAGGUGACGGGGAUGGUAAAGAAGACAUGCCCGUUCCCAUUGAUGAUGAGAUCAGCGAUGAUGACUCGGAUUCAGGUUAUGAUGAGGGCGAUCAUGACGAACUGGCACAGGAGUUGCAGAACGAAGCGCAGGACUUCUUGAAGGACCUCGGCAUGUUUCGCAAGAAGGUCGGAAGUGACGUUGAACGAUUUGGCGUACGGGAGGCACUAGCUCAAAUGAUGGCCGGUCAUUGA